Messenger RNA from Pistacia vera, 1747 nucleotides. Its product is annotated as nuclear transcription factor Y subunit A-10-like. NCBI's taxonomy places the organism in Eukaryota, Viridiplantae, Streptophyta, Magnoliopsida, Sapindales, Anacardiaceae. The record is from RefSeq and is a predicted model, not a curated record. Bases 276 to 1226 code for a protein of 316 amino acids. Gene Ontology annotation, biological process: regulation of transcription by RNA polymerase II. The transcript is spliced from 6 exons. Gene Ontology annotation, molecular function: DNA-binding transcription factor activity, RNA polymerase II-specific; RNA polymerase II cis-regulatory region sequence-specific DNA binding.
GUGUAGUUCCAUUUACACUUGUACGCUAACUUGCACUCUUCUCUCUCUUGGUUUUCUCUCUAUUUCUUUUGCUUCUUAUUGUACCGACAUGGCUCCUAACAUAUGGGGUUACUCUCCUUCUUCUUCUUCUUCUUCUUCCUCUUAGUCUUCCAACUCACUUAGCGCAAGUCUUCUUGUUUUUUCAACUGUUUCUUGGUCUUGUCAAAGCCUUUUGUAGAAGUUAGUGGAAAGGAAGCAUUAUAAAAAUUGCUGCUUGGAACUCUUUGAGGGCAGAAAUGGCCAUGCAAACCGUGUAUUUGAAAGAGCAUGAAGGGAAUGUUCAUAACCCAAUUGGGCAAUUUUCAUCUGUGCCACCAGCACCUUGGUGGAGUCAGUUGGGAUCUCAGCCUGUUUAUGGGGCAACUUGUGGCCAAUUGAAGUCCUUUUCCAUGGAAAUCCCCUCUGAAGAGGCAGGUCAAAGGCUUGAUAAGGGCAACCCAACACAGUUCACUUUGUUUCCUGAUGAUUGCAAAAAAUCCCUGGACGGACAGAAGCUUCCUGGUGCCAUUUCUCUGCAAUCAGCUCAGCCAGAAAAACAUGCUUGUUUUGAGAUAGGUUUUGGCCAGCACAUGAUCUGUGCAAAAUACCCAUAUGCAGAUCAAUAUUACGGAGUAUUCUCGGCUUAUGGACCUCAAAUUUCGGGCCGGAUCAUGCUGCCACUGAAUCUGUCAAGUGAUGAUGGACCGAUAUAUGUUAACGCUAAGCAGUAUCAUGGAAUCAUUAGGCGUCGGAAGUCACGUGCUAAGGCUGUACUUGAGAAUAAAAUUAGUGCCAAACGCAAGACAUAUAUGCACUAUUCGCGCCAUCUCCAUGCCAUGCGUCGACCAAGGGGGUGUGGAGGCCGUUUCUUGAAUGCAAAAGAUCGAAAAGAAGAGAAUGGCAGAAUUGAGGAGAAGAAAGGUGGUGAGCAGCGACUGUCUCCACCCACUGGUUCUCAGAGUUCUGAAGUCCUGCAAUCCGAGGAUGGAAAUUUGAAUUCUUCAAAAGAAACUCACUGCAACACAUCAAAUCUUUCAGGCUCAGAGGUGACUAGCAUGUACUCUAGGGGGGAUUUCAAUCGCUUCCCAUUUAGUCAUCUCAGGCAAACUGUCCAGUCUUUCCCUGGAAUUAUGGACAGUGGGCGUGGCAUUGUUAUGCCCAGCCAGUGGGUUGCUGCAGCAGACAGCUGCGGCAACCUUACAACUUGACAGCGAGGAAGGAGCGGGCUUGGUGCUGCAUGCACCAAACCCCCUCCUUGCUGUGACCAAAUGGAGAAGUUCAAUGGAUUUCCCAGAUCACCAUUUGGUUUAGGCAAUUCAUUCUUGGCUCAUGGAAUAUUAUAGUCGUCUUGUCCACUCAAUUCAGAGCUGAAGUUGUGGAGUGCUAGAGAUGCUAACUCCCUAAUGCAGUUCAAAGUACUUAUAAACUAAGAACUAGACUAUAAUGGGAUUAUUCCCAUUUGUCCAAUAAAUGUGUUAGAUAUGGGUUUGUGAUAAAUAAAAGGAAAAACUAUGUUCAAGUGUGUGCGUCUUGAACUUCGUUUGUCUGAGUUUCUGGAUUUUACGUCUCUUGUAUAAUUGAAGUUGUGUUUCUGCAUUGUAUACUGUACUCAAUGUAAGAAAAGGCUUUACUUGAACCUCAUAUUAUGGAAUGCUUUUAAGUAGAAUAGUGUUGUGAAGACGCCACCUUAAUUUGCUGAUAGAAUUUGAAGUAUAUUAUUUGUAGUUUU